Messenger RNA from Staurois parvus, 287 nucleotides. Lineage: Eukaryota; Metazoa; Chordata; Amphibia; Anura; Ranidae. The record is from the annotation of a GenBank genome assembly.
UGCACACCCAGACUACCUUUACUUGAACCGCCCCAUGGCGUGCCCAGAGUAUAACUACCUGGGAUGCCCCUGAGUGCUUGAGCCAUCGCUACCUGAUGAGUCCCCGUGAGCCUGAUGUCCCUAGAAAGCUGGGUGGGAGCUGUGCUGAGGCCAGACUCCACAGCCAAAGUCCCGUUGAGUCCCCGUGAGCCUGAUGUGUUCCCUAGUACGCUGUGUGGGGGUUGUGCUGAGGUCAGACCCCAUCGCCAAAGACCCGUUGAGUUCCUGUGAGCCCGCUUACCGUGGGU